This is a messenger RNA of Microtus ochrogaster (prairie vole), 4133 nucleotides long. RefSeq names its product zinc finger protein 14-like. Lineage: Eukaryota; Metazoa; Chordata; Mammalia; Rodentia; Cricetidae. The record is from RefSeq and is a predicted model, not a curated record. Gene Ontology annotation, biological process: regulation of DNA-templated transcription. The transcript has 9 exons. Bases 100 to 3345 code for a protein of 1081 amino acids.
ACCCUUGCCGCCAUAUUUGAGUUCCGGGUAGCCGAAGGGAGGAGAGUUGUUCCUGGGCUUCCGUCCUGGUUGCCGGCUCCUUAGGUGGGGAACACCUGGAUGCAUCCGAAGCAGGACAUGGAGCCAGUGACCUUUGAAGAUGUGGCCGUGAACUUCACUCUAGGAGAGUGGACUAUGUUGGAUUCUAGUCAAAAGAAGCUCUACAGAGAUGUGAUGAAGGAAACCUUUAUGAACCUGCUCUCCAUAGGGAAAACAGAAGAAGAAGAUAUUGAAGAGGAGUACCAGAAGUAUAAGGGAAACCUGAGAACCCUGGUGGUUGAGAGGCUCAGUAAAUAUGAUCACGGUAGUCAGAAUGGAGAAGCCCACCGACAGAGCCCAGAGCGUAUUGUGAAUGAGAAAAUGCCUCCUGCAAUAACUGACUGUGAAAGAGACUUCAUUGCUCAUUUUUCCUCAGACACACAUGCCAAAGGUCAAACUGUAGAGAAACCAUACCAGUAUCAGGAGCAUAUGGAGAAGGCUUUUAAAUUUAAGAAAUGUUGGAAGGAUUUCACUUAUUCUGAGUUACUUCGAAUGCAUAAAAGUCCUCCUAUGAGACAGAAACCUUAUGAAAGCAAACAAUCUAAUGAAGCCUGUAGGAGUUUCACUUCUGAUCACGAUUAUGAAGGAAAUUGCACCGAAGAGAAAUCAUAUGUUUGUAAACAGUGUGGGAAAGCAUGGAGUGAUUCCUGUAGCCUUCUCUGGCAUGAAAAAAGUCAUAUUCAAGAGAAACGUCACACGUGUAAACAAUGUGGAAAAGCAUUUAGUCGUCCCUCACAACUUCACAAACAUGAAAGAAUCCACACUGGUGAGAAACCUUAUGUUUGUACACACUGUGGAAAAGCCUUCAUUGAUCGUAGAACCUGUUACAAUCAUGAAAGAACUCACACUGGAGUGAAACCCUAUGCUUGUAAACAGUGUGGGAAAGCAUUUCUUCGUUCCUGCCAACUUCUCAUUCACGAAAGAAUUCAUACUGGAGAGAGACCUUUUGUGUGUAAACAUUGUGGAAAGGCUUUCACCUACUCCAGUGCUUGUUAUUAUCAUGAAAGAAUUCACACUGGAGAGAAGCCCUGUGUUUGUAAGCAGUGUGGAAAAGCUUUUAAAUGCUCUGCAUACCUUCACAUUCAUGAAAGAUCUCACAGUGGAGAAAAACCCUAUGUAUGUAAGCAUUGUGGAAAAGCCUUUGCUUAUGCCACUGGAUGUCACAAGCAUGAAAGAAUCCACACUGGAGAGAAACCAUAUAUGUGUGUGCAGUGUGGGAAACUCUUCAGUUUCCCCAGAUCCCUACACAUACAUGAAAGAUCUCACAGUGGAGAAAAACCCUAUGUAUGUAAGCAGUGUGGGAAAUCAUUCACUCAGGGAACUUCUUUGAGAAGACAUGAACGAAUUCACACUGGAGAAAAACCUUAUGUAUGUAAGCAAUGUGGGAAAGCCUUUAUCCAACGUGAUGAUUGUUAUAGUCACGAACGAACUCACACUGGAGAGAAACCAUACAUGUGUGUUCAAUGUGGGAAAACAUUCACUUUUUCUAAAUCCCUUCUAAUACAUGAAAAAAAUCACACUGGAGAAAAACCGUAUAUAUGUAAGCAGUGUGGGAAAGCAUUUACCUGUUCCACUUACCUCCUCAGACAUGAAAGAACUCACAGUGAAAAACUUAGCAGAAGCCACCCUAGACCAAGACCAAGUAUCCUGAAGCUGCGGGAGGGUCGUAGGCGGUUUGCUUUGGCGGCCAUCCCUCCUGCCGACUGCAGGCUCCUAGGAGAGGACACCAGGAUGCGUCACAAGCGGAGAAUGGAGCCAGUGACCUUUGAGGAUGUGGCUGUGAACUUCACUCUAGGAGAGUGGGCUUUGUUGGAUUCUAGUCAAAAGAAGCUCUACAGAGAUGUGAUGACAGAAACCUUUAUGAACCUGAUCUCCAUAGGUAAAACAAAGGAAAAAGAAAACAUUGAAGACAACUACCAAAAUCUCAGGAAAAAUGUGAGAACUCCGGUGAUUGAGAGAAACUGUGACUAUGGAGAUGGCAGUCAGUGUGGAGAAUCCCAGCAGCAGAUUCCAGAGCCUGUUGUUCAAAGAGCCACGCCUCCCGCCAUGACGAUGUCUGAAAACGGUGUGCUUGCCAGAGACAUUAUUGUUCAUUCACCCUCUCGUGUGCACCUCCGAUGCGAAAUUACAGAGAAGCCAUAUGGGUCUCAGGAACAAGUGGAGAAAGCUUUUACACGUGAGAAAUGUUGGAAAGAUUUAACUUAUUCUGAGUUCUUUCAGGCAAAUCAGAGUCCUCCUAGAGAGACAGCCAAUCAAAAUAAGCAAUCUAAUGAAGUCUGUAGGAGUCUCAAUUUCGAUCCGUGUUGUGAGAGAAUUCACACUGGAGAUAAACUCCAUGAAUGGAAGCAAGUGGAGAGAGCCUUCUGGAGGUACAGUUAUGGUCAAAUAUAUAAAAGAAUCACCAUUGGAGAUAAACCAUUUGUGUGCGCGCAGUAUGACGAAACCUUGGUUAAUUCCAGUCACCUUAUUAAACAUGAACUAAUUCACCCCGAAGAGAAGUGUUAUACAUGUAAGCAGUGUGGGAAAGCAUUCAGAUAUUCCUCAUCCCUCCAGAAUCACGAAAGGAUUCAUAGUGGGGAGAGGCCAUAUGUAUGUAAGCAGUGUGGAAAAGCAUUCAUUCGUUCCUAUGACCUUCUCAUCCAUGAAAGAAUUCACAGUGGAGAAAAACCGUACACUUGUGAGCAUUGUGGAAAAGCGUUCACCCAUUACAGUGGCUGGUACAGUCAUGAAAGGAUUCACACCAGAGAGAAACCCUAUGUUUGCACACAGUGUGGGAAAGCGUUUUCGUGUUCUACAUCUUUUCGGAGGCAUGAAAGAAUUCACACCGGUGAGAAACCUUAUAUAUGUAAGCACUGUGGAAAAGCCUUCACCCAUUCCAGUGCUCGUUACAUUCAUGAGAGAAUUCACACCGGAGAGAAACCCUAUGUUUGCAAGCAUUGUGGAAAAGCAUUUCUUCGUGGGAGCCAUCUUCACAACCAUGAGAGAAUUCACACUGGAGAGAAGCCCUAUGUUUGCAAGCAUUGUGGGAAAGCCUUCAUCCAGCGUGACGCUUGUUAUAAUCAUGAAAGAAUUCACACUGGAGAGAAACCAUAUGUAUGUAAGGAAUGUGGGAAAGCCUUCAGGAUUUCCACAUCCCUUCGUGAUCAUGAAAGAAUUCAUACUGGAGAAAAACCUUAUGUAUGUAAUUAUUGUGGGAAAGCAUUUAGGGUUUCCACAUGCCUUCACAAACAUGAAAGAGCUCACCUGGAAAAGAAACCCAGUGGGUAGAGCCUAAAUCCGUGUACGUCAUGUGGAAUUGUCUUUGAUCAACUUGCUGUUGCUGUGGGGUAUGAAAAAGAUAGUGUUGAGGACCAGUGAGAUGGCUCGGGGUAAAAGCGCUUGCCUUCAAGCCUGGUAGAGUGGGAUCCUCAGAAGCCGUGUGAGGAGAGAGAACUGAGUCCCCAAGGUUUUCCUCUGACUUGCACACAUAUGCCAUCGUUUGCAUGCACAAUCUCCCACACAUAUAUAAAAAAAAUGGGAUAGUUUAAAAUGCUUUUUUUUAAAAAAAAAAAAAAUUGGUUUUUCAAGACAGGGUUUCUCUGUGAAGUCCUGUCUGUCCUAGAACUUGCUCUGUAGAACUCAGAAAUCCGCCUGCCUCUGCCUCCUGAGUACUGGGAUUAAAGUCCUGAACCACCACAACCUGGCUUUAAAAUACGUUUUUGCAGUAUUUCCUUAUUUUUUGGUCUUUUUGAGAUGGGAUUUCUCUGUGUAACAGACCUGGCUGUCUUGGAACUCUCUUUGUAGACCAGACUGGCCUCGGACUCACAGAGAUCCUCCUGCUUUUGCCUCCCAAGUGCUGGGAUUAAAACCAUGUGCCACCACCCGACUUUUAUUCUUCAUGACGUGUAGGUGUGUGGGUUUGUGCAUGCGAGGGUUGGGACACGUAGAGGCCAGAGGUGUCAGAUUCCCCUGAAGCUGGAGCGACAGGUGGUUGUGAGCUUCCCAGUGUGAGUGCUGGAAAUCCAGCCGCAUCUGUACCCUGAACUACUGAGCCGUCUUUCCAGCUCUAUAAGAGU